AUGCCAAUUCCUAUACUCGGGACGAUUCAUAUAGUAAGAAUGAAUCCUCUAACAUGGUAUAACAAAAAUAAGGAAAAGGCCGGUACAAUUUGGGAAUUUUAUAUUGGUUCCCAACGAAACAUAGUUAUUAAUCAUGUAAAACAUGCUGAGAAACUUUGUAAACCAAAUAAAAGCCUCUUUAAACGACUUCCCUUUCCGACAUUUGAAAGAAUAGGACUUAACAAUGGAUUAUUUUUUGAUAAUAAUUAUGAUGCAUGGAAUCGAAGGAGAAGAUUAAUAGCCCGUACAUUAAUGUCAACGAAAUUCUUACGAGGUUUCGUCCUUUGUAUUCAAACCCAUUUCAAAGCAUCUGAAGAAAGAUGGAAAGCGAAAAUAAAAGAUGGAAUUGAAUUUGAUUUUAGGGAAUGGAUAAAAUAUUUCACAACUGAUCUUCAUACCCUUCAAAUCACAUAA
This is a messenger RNA of Dentiscutata erythropus, 453 nucleotides long. The record is from the annotation of a GenBank genome assembly. Lineage: Eukaryota; Fungi; Glomeromycota; Glomeromycetes; Diversisporales; Gigasporaceae.